This is a messenger RNA of Ambispora leptoticha, 2742 nucleotides long. NCBI's taxonomy places the organism in Eukaryota, Fungi, Glomeromycota, Glomeromycetes, Archaeosporales, Ambisporaceae. The record is from the annotation of a GenBank genome assembly.
AUGGCAACAUUUGCUACCGACAAAGAUUUGAGUAUACAUGUUCAAAAAGACGUUCAAUUAGGAGUUGAUAAUUUUUUCGCGACUACACGAACUCAAGAUAAGGUUGGACAGAAUGGACUUCCGUUGACACCUGCUACUACUGAAAUUGUUGGUAGAUUUCAGCUGUUGAAGGCAAGUAGUUUUCAUACACUUUUGCACCCUAAUUUAUGUGAUUAUGUUGAAAUCGUCAAAGGAAAACAUGAUCGAUUAUUUGUGAUUUUUGAAUAUCAUAAUGAUAAUUUCGGAAAAUUAUAUAGUCAACCCGAAGAUGAAGUCACAAAUAUUUCAAGUGUAUGCAUUGAUGAAAUACGAAAAUGGGCAUUUCAAAUUCUGAACGCGUUAAGUUACUUGAAUGAUAAUAAUAUUAUACAUCAUAAUUUGGCACCGCGUAAUAUAUUACUGGAUGCAAAGAGGAAUGUGAAAUUAGCAGAUUAUGGUUUUUUUUAUAUGACUGGUGAGGGUGCUGACGUUGAUUUUCCUAUUGGCUAUCCUCAUUAUUUACCUCCUGAAGCGAUUUAUAAAUUAGAAUCACCUUAUAGCAGUGGAAAGAUUGAUGUAUGGUCAAUAGGAGUGAUAUUUGCCGAGAUAUUUACAAAGUCUUUAUUUUGGGAAGGAAACGACAAAGAUAUUGAGAAAAUAUUCACGUCACUAUGGAAAUUACAAUCACUCGGGAAAAACGAUGAAAAUGGUGAUGACAGAAAUCAAGUAUGGGAUAGCUUCUCGGUGUGUCAACUUGGGAUCAACGAGGCAAUAGUGGAAUUUCUUCAGGGCUCCUCUUCUUCCGAAGAGGAGGAUCCAGAAUAUUUGGAAUUUCGGCAAUUUAUUCGGGCAUGUUUGGAAGUGAAUGUGUCGAAUAGAUGUACGCCGGAACAAUUAUUAUCCCACGAUUUUUUUAACCCAAUUCAUAAACAGCAUCAACAACAAUCUAUUGUUAAUAAGUCAGGCGGUGACGUAGAGUCCGAGCUGGCUAAAAGAGGAUUACUACUUAGCACGCCUCCAAUCGAGCGAAUACCAAGAACCGUCAAAGUAUCCGACGGAAAAGAAGAAGGCACAUCAAAGGACACUGCUUUUCUCUUCUCAGAUACAAUUUAUACGCUGUCACUAAAAGAGCUACGACAACGACUAGAAGUGGCGACUGGACCAAAUAGAGAAUCAUUUGAAUGGGACACUGAUUAUUUCCUGGUGGUUGAUACUGAUGAUAUGAAUUUCUUGGUUGAUUCAAUGACUGAAGAUAAUAAUACCAAUUUUAAUAGUAGUAAUCAUAAUUCCGAUGAUAAGUUUGUUGAUCAACAUUUACCUUCUAAUAAUUCGUACAAAAAAGAUGUCGGCUAUCAAUUUCAGCGUGUUUCAUUGUUCAGCGAGUUACUCCGGGAAUAUCCUACGUCACGCGACGAUAUUAUGCAUCAUGCAAAGGUUGAUAUUCCACCUUUUCUUCGCGGGAAAAUAUGGGCUGCUAUACUGGGGGUGACGGGCGAUUAUCAGGCGGUGUAUGAUGCUUAUGAUAAAGAAUCUGAGAAGGAAAAUACAACGGAUCGUCAGAUUGAUGUUGAUGUACCAAGGUGUCAUCAAUACCAUCAACUAUUAUCCUCUCCCGUAGGCCACGAGAAACUAAGAAGACUCUUGAAAUGUUUUGUCACGGCAAACAAUAAAUCCUUAGUCUAUUGGCAAGGUCUCGAUUCAAUAUGUGCAACGUUUCUUACACAAAACUUUAACGAUGAAGCGUUAGCAUUCAAUUGUCUACAAAUGUUUAUCCCAAAAUUUCUCAAAAAUGUGUUUUUGUUUGACAAUUCAGCCGUGAUACAAGAAUAUCUUGCUGUGUUUCGGCAUCUUUUGUCAUUUCAUGAUCCGGAAUUAUCAAGUCAUCUAAACAGAAUCGGGUUUGUGCCCGAUUUAUACGCUAUUCCGUGGUUUCUGACGUUAUUCACACACGUAUUUCCGUUAGACAAAACAUACCACCUUUGGGAUAAGCUACUCGUCGGCCCCUCUUCACUUCCUCUAUUUGCCGGCAUCUCGAUACUGCGACAACUUCGUGAUGUGCUCCUCGCUUCGGAAUUCAAUGAUUGCAUCUCGAUGAUCUCGGAAUCGUUUCCCGAGGUUGAUAUCGAAAAGUGUAUUCAAUCCGCAUUGUCGAUGUGUAAAGUUACGCCACCGUCGGUUGUUUAUCGGGUGCAUGAUCCAAAUUCGCAACCGCACCAUCAGUCGAAAGAUGAAGAUUUUCAAGUUGCAGAUCAUCCUAAUCAUCAACGAUGGUGGGAACAACCGAUUCCUGUAGAAGUAAAAAAAGCUGAACUUGCUCCACGAAUAUCGCUCAAAGAUUUGGUGAAAUUAAAGAAUUAUGUGUUAGUUAUCGAUACACGUGGGGAGGACGAAUUCAACCGUGGUCAUUUCCCCCUAAGUUUCAACGUGAAUCCCGCUCAACUAGACCACGUUGCACCGACACUACGACAACAAAAGAAAAAGUAUCAUGUAGUAUUGGCCAAGCGCGGAGAUUCCGGACCACAGUUCGCAAACGACCUCGUGAACGCACGUUUUCCACGCGUAGCCGUCCUAACCGGCGGUAUCGAUGUAAUGCGCGUAGAUGCAGCGGAAGGAGUCCCAGUGUGCUCGUGUCGGACGGUGAAAAGCGGUUUGUCUGGCUCAAAAAAUAAAGAAGUCCCGAUCACGAUAUCAAAGUGUAAAAAGAAUUUAAUGAGACGGGAGUAG